AGUUAAUAAAAGAAGCUAUUAAAACCAGCUUAAAGCUUUUGUGAUAGACCUUGUUCAAUUUUGUUCUCUCCACAAGAUAAUUUGUGGAUGGCGGCAAACAUGAACAAGAGUCGAAUUAGGCGUUCAAUGCUCGAGAUCGUAAUUUUUUUCUCGAUAUUUCUACAUGAUGCUGCUACGAUGAUUCAUGCAGCCAGGGGCAUCACACAGGGUGGUCAAAGUUCAUCUCCUCCGGUCAAGCUCCGUGCAUCGGACAAGCAUGUGGAGAUUGAUAACGGCAUUGUUAAACUUACAUUGUUGAAACCGAGCGGCUUUAUUACAGGCGUAGGUUAUAGAGGAAUCAAAAACAUUCUCGAGUAUAAAAAUGCGGAAGAUCGAAGAGGUUACUGGGACAUUGUAUGGAGUAGGCCACAGAACGACACAAGCUUUUUCGACACGCUUGAAAGUACAAACUUCAAAGUUGUAGAAGAAAAUGAAGAUCAGAUUGAAGUCUCGUUCACCAAGACGUGGAGCGAGUCCCGUGGUGAAAAAAUCGUACCUCUCAAUGUCGACAAAAGGUUUAUAGUCCUUCGUGGGGUUUCUGGUUUCUACUCGUACGCAAUAUUCGAGCACUUGGAAGGGUGGCCAGAUUUGAACAUCGACGAAGCAAGAAUUGCCUUCAAGCUUCACCAGGACAAAUUCAAUUACAUGGUUAUAUCAGACAAUAAGCAACGCUUCAUGCCAACCGAUAACGAUAGAAAAGCCGGUCAGAUUCUUGAUUACAAAGAAGCUGUUUUGAUCAGAAGUUCCCAAAAUCCAAGAUUCAAAGGAGAGGUCGAUGACAAGUAUCAAUACUCGUGUGAUAACAAGGAUAGCCGUGUCCACGGAUGGAUUAGCUCAAACCCAAAAGUUGGAUUUUGGGUUAUUACGCCAAGUGACGAGUUCAGAGCCGGUGGGCCCAUCAAGCCCGACCUCACGUCACAUGCGGGCCCAACUUCACUAGCCAUAUUCUUUAGCGACCAUUACGCGGGCCCCAGUUUCGGAGUCAAAUUACGCAACGGUGAGCCUUGGAAGAAAGUGUUUGGGCCCGUUUUCGUGUACCUUAAUAAUGCUGAUCCCGACAAUAAUUCGACCGUACUUUGGGAGGAUGCUAAGAGACAGAUGUCGGAAGAGAUCGAAAAAUGGCCGUACGAUUUUCCAGAGUCGAGAGAUUUUCCACGUGGCAGUCAACGUGGGACCAUAACCGGGCGAUUAAUGGUUCGUGACAAGUACAUUAAUAAUCGGGAGAUUAUGCCGGCAAUAUUUGCUUAUGUGGGGUUAGCUCAACCUGGAAAUGUAGGCUCCUGGCAAGAUGAUUCCAAGGGGUACCAAUUUUGGACACAGGCUAAUGAAACAGGGCAUUUCACGAUAAACGGUGUUCGAGCAGAGACUUAUAAUUUGUAUGCUUGGGUGCCUGGAGUCAUCGGAGACUAUAAGCAUGAUGAUAACGUUACAAUUCGACCAGGAAGCACAAUUGAAAUAGGCGAACUUGUAUACGAUCCUCCGAGAAGUGGGCCCACGUUAUGGGAAAUCGGGAUUCCUGAUCGUACGGCAGAAGAGUUUUACGUGCCUGAUCCUGCUCCAGGCCUUGUGAAUAAGCUAUUUAUAAACCAUACCGAAAAGUAUAGGCAAUAUGGUUUAUGGGAUAGGUAUACAGAUUUAUAUCCUACUGAAGAUCUGAUUUACACAGUUGGGGUCAGUGACUAUAGUAAAGAUUGGUUCUUCGCGCACGUAAAUAGGAAUAUGAACGAUAGUAACUAUAUGCCAACAACGUGGAGAAUCGUAUUCGAUGCAAGAAAAGUACGGACAACAGAGACUUACACAUUGAGGCUGGCAUUGGCUUCAGCUAGCUUAGCCGAAUUACAAGUAUGGAUCAACAAUCCUAAUAGUCAUCAGCCUCAUUUUACGACCGGGAAAAUUGGAAGAGACAAUACAAUUGCAAGGCAUGGGAUUCAUGGAAAAUAUUGGUUAUAUGAGGUUAAUUUAUCGGGAUAUCAGCUGGUUAAUGGGAAUAACACGAUAUAUCUUAAGCAAGCGAGGACUUCGGGCCCUUUUGCCGGUGUACUGUACGACUACAUUCGUCUUGAAGGGCCGGGGAAAGUCAACAAUUAGGAUGUGAAAUGAGAAUUAAAGUGUACAUAUAUAUAUAUGGUACAUUUUUUUGGACAUAAUCCAAAUUAGGAGAAGCUGUUGUUUGUUUUGAUUGGUUGCUUUUCUUAGUUUUUACUUUCUGUUUCAUAUGUAUG
Striga asiatica is the source of this 2261-nucleotide messenger RNA. NCBI's taxonomy places the organism in Eukaryota, Viridiplantae, Streptophyta, Magnoliopsida, Lamiales, Orobanchaceae. The record is from the annotation of a GenBank genome assembly.